AAGAAGAAGAAGAAGAAGAAGAAGAAGAAGAACCAACUGGCGUUAGCAAUGGCGGUGAUGUGGCUGCAAAAAUAAACAAUCCAGGUUUCAAUUUGAUGCUGUAGCGAUUAUCGUCAUUAGUCUAAUGUCAUAGCUAGUCUGUCACAGAAAGGGAAUAUCUUUCUUUCAGUUUGUGUCAUUUGUAGGAGUCACAUCAGUGUGUUAUUGGGGAUACACAGUUAGCAGGAGCUGAACCAGCAGCCAUCAUCUCAUUGUUGAGCACUGUGUUAACGUUAAAUUCUUCGUACCCUGGCGUCGGUUUCCGACCACUAACAAUGCCGCUGGGUUUGAAACCAUGCUGUGCUGUCUGCAAGACGAACUCUUCGUCGAUGUGGAAGAAAGGAAACCAGGGAGAGAUCCUCUGCAACAACUGCACAGGCAAGAGCAGCAGCGGCGGAGCAUCAGGACCCUCCAUGUCCUCCAACACUCAGCCCAGCAAUGGCGGGGGAAAGCAGUCCAAGCAGGAGAUCCACAGGAGGUCUGCACGGCUCAGAAGCACCAAGUACAAAGCACCUGCCUCUGAGAAGAAGGUGUCAACAAAAGGAAAGGGGAGAAGACACAUAUUCAAACUCAAAAAUCCAAUCAAAGCACCAGAAUCUGUUGCAACAAUCAUCACGUCAGAAUCCGUAUUUUAUAAGGGUGUAUACUACCAGACAGGAGAUGUGAUCAAGGUAACAGAUGAGGAGGACGGGAAGCCGUACUACGCUCAGAUUCGAGGCUUUGUGCAGGACCAGUACUGUGAAAAGAGUGCUGCACUGACCUGGUUGAUCCCCACCAAGGCCAGCCCAAAGGACCAGUUUGAUCCUGGAACAUACAUUGUUGGUCCAGAGGAGGAUCUUCCCAGAAAGAUGGAGUACCUGGAGUUUGUGUGCCACGCCCCCUCUGAAUAUUUCAAGUCACGAAGCUCUCCGUUCCCCACCAUCCCCAUCCGACCAGAGAAAGGCUACAUCUGGACCCACAUAGGACCCACACCAGCCCUCACUGUCAAAGAGUCUGUCAGUGGCAGCAGUUAACAGAACUGUGACUUGGACUUAGUCUGUUGCUUUUAAACAGACGUAUGUACAUUUAUGUAAUAUAAUGAGAACAAAAAUGGUUGUUAACCACAGCCAUUACUUCAGAUUGAAGACGGGUUGUAAUUUGAUACAAAGAAAACCAUGUGUAACUACAUUUAAAACAAGUUGUUUACACAACUGCAACAUUGGAAUAUUACUUUUGUAUUUAGUAAUAAACAAAAAAGCUCUUUUCUACCA
Siniperca chuatsi (mandarin fish) is the source of this 1289-nucleotide messenger RNA. It is a transcript of the gene gatad1, whose product is annotated as GATA zinc finger domain containing 1. Bases 315 to 1052 code for a protein of 245 amino acids. The record is from RefSeq and is a predicted model, not a curated record. Gene Ontology annotation, biological process: chromatin organization; regulation of DNA-templated transcription. Gene Ontology annotation, cellular component: nucleus. Gene Ontology annotation, molecular function: sequence-specific DNA binding; zinc ion binding. Lineage: Eukaryota; Metazoa; Chordata; Actinopteri; Centrarchiformes; Sinipercidae. The transcript has 5 exons.